AUGAGCAAAGAAUAAUAGAGUAGAAAGUCGAAAAUUUCACAAUUAAAUACAGAAUUUUUUUCCACUUUAACAACAUUAGAAGAAGGAUUUCAUAUCAAAGUAUUGACUAGAGCAAAAAUCAAUAUUUUGAUUUAAAAAUAUGGUAAAUUGAGCUUUUUUAUGUAGCUUAAUUGGUUGAGUAUUAUGAUUUUCACAAAGACCCUAUCAAAAACUAUUUCCUUGAUAAAAUUUAGUUUGUGCUGUCUCGACCAGAUACAAUUAAAUCUAUGGUUUAGCAAGAAAUAUCCUAAGAGGAAGAGGAAUAAUUAUAUUACAGUAAGCUGUAAACUCCUAAAUAAAUGACUGUUUCUAGAACUCCUUCGAUUACCGAGUUAAUAGAUCGCGAAAAUGUUCUAAUUGGACUUGAACAUAAUGAAAACCAUUAGAAAUCAAGAGGAUAACAAAUGAACUUGACUUUAUAAAUUUAGAUGCAUAGGAAAGAGCAAGAGCCCUCUUUGGAUAAAUUAAUGUCUGUAAUUUUAAUUAAUAAUAUAGGAUUAUAAAUCAGAGACUGAAAAAAUGGAUCAUUAUAUCUAAUCAGAAAUGAAAAUUUAAGCUGAAGCUGUUUAAUUCAAGUUAGAAUAAAGAAGGAAGAAAUUAGUUAACUAAUAACAUAGGAUAUUUAGAACAGAAGCAUCUGAUGAUGAAUCAACUCCUUAACUGCAUCAUUUUGAUUGA
This is a messenger RNA of Paramecium octaurelia, 717 nucleotides long. The record is from the annotation of a GenBank genome assembly. Lineage: Eukaryota; Ciliophora; Oligohymenophorea; Peniculida; Parameciidae.